Messenger RNA from Conger conger (European conger), 1730 nucleotides. RefSeq names its product keratin, type I cytoskeletal 18-like. Gene Ontology annotation, biological process: intermediate filament cytoskeleton organization. Gene Ontology annotation, cellular component: keratin filament. The transcript has 7 exons. The coding region runs from base 8 to 1432 and encodes 474 amino acids. Lineage: Eukaryota; Metazoa; Chordata; Actinopteri; Anguilliformes; Congridae. Gene Ontology annotation, molecular function: structural molecule activity. The record is from RefSeq and is a predicted model, not a curated record.
AGGGGUCAUGUGGGUGGGGCCUCGGAGGCCGGUGAGGUGGACCGAGAAACCAAGUACAAAAACUCUGCCUCUCUUUCUCUCUCCGUCUCCCUCCGCUUCAGCGUUCCAGCGAUCCACAGCCGACCUCUUUUCCAUUGCCUCAGCAGCCCUAACGGACAACAUGAGUUUCAGGUCCUACUCCAUGCAAACCAGUGCCAUGCCAUCCGGCAACAUCACCAUCAACCGCUCCGGGUAUACCCCCACCCACCGGGCGGCCAGCACCUACGGCGGGGCGGGGGGCUACGGGACCAGGAUCUCCUCCGCCUCCUACUCGGGCGUGCGCAGCUCUGCGGCUCCCGGGGCCUCCUUCUCCUCCUUCCAGAUGAGCGGCGGUGGUGGUGGGGCCGCCGGGCUGGGCGCGGGGGCCGGAGCCGCGGGCAUGGGCCUCAGCGCCGGAGGGGGCGGCGGGGCGAUCCUGGGCAACGAGAAGGGCGCCAUGCAGAACCUGAACGACCGGCUGGCUUCCUACCUGGAGACGGUGCGCAGCCUGGAGCAGGCCAACAUGAAGCUGGAGGUGCAGAUCCGCGAGGCCAUGGAGAAGGGGGGCCCCGACGCCCACGACCACGACCGCUACAGGGAUGUCCUGGAAGACCUGCGCAAACAGGUCUUUGAUAAGACGGUGGAGAAUUCCCGCCUUGUGCUCCAGAUUGACAACGCCCGCUUAGCAGCAGAUGACUUCAGAGUGAAAUUUGAGUCUGAGCUGACCAUCCGGAAGUCGGUGGAGGCCGACAUCGCCGGGCUGAGGAAGGUUAUCGACGACACCAACAUGGGCCGUCUGAACCUGGAGAGCGAGGUGGAGGCCGUGACUGAGGAGCUCACUUUCCUGAGAAAGAACCACGAUAACGAAGUCCAGGAGCUGCGCAAUCAGAUUGCUCAGUCGGGAGUUCAGGUGGAUGUGGAUGCUCCCAAGGGCCAGGACAUGUCUCAGGUCAUGGAGGACAUGAGAGCAAACUAUGAGAAGAUGGCGACCAAGAACGCAGAAGAGCUAAAAGCGUGGCACGAAUCACAGAUCUCAGUCGUGCAGGUCCAGGUUUCUCAGAACACAGAGGCUCUUCAGGGGGCACGGACAGAACAUGGUGACCUACAGAGACAAGUUCAGACACUGGAGAUUGAACUCAUAUCACAGAAGAACUUGAAAUCUUCCCUAGACGACACUUUGAGGGACAUAGAAAUGCGCAACAACAUGGAGAUGGAGAAGUACAACAACAUCCUGCUGCAGGUGGAGGCAGAGCUCACAAACCUGCGUAACAACAUCCAGCACCAGACGCAGGAGUACGAGGCGCUGCUCAACAUCAAGGUCAAGCUGGAGGCCGAGAUCGCCACCUACAGGAGCCUGCUGGAUGGCGGGGACUUCAGGCUCCAGGAUGCUCUGAGCAUGAAAGAUGGAAAAUGAAGACCAGCUCAACGCCUGGAAACCUCCAUAACACCGUGGCCUGGACAAGCACCAAAACUAGAAGAAUGUCCUGACCUUUCCCACCCCUUAGGUCCUAAUAAACUCUUUCAUGCACUUACACCCUUUCAUCCUACGUCCAAUAAAAAUAACCCUCUUUUUCACCUCCUGUGAUGAUAGAGUCAAUACAGUGUCUCCCUGUCAUGUUCAUAGACUGGAACAUCGGAGUCAGAACAUCCUCUAGUUUUUCGAAUGUCAGGUAUACCUUCCUUGCCAGUCUGCAUUCAAUAAAAAUUGUCCU